AUGGUCCAUCGUUCAUCUUCGCGGUAUCUGAGCCGGAGAGAGAAUAAGAAGAGACUGUGCGCAUCCAGAGACACGGCGUGGAAUGGGGAGCAUCAAACGCAACGGAAAUGCCCCAGUAAAGCCCCCAAGUUCUGUAUGCUCCUGGACGAAGGAUGUUCGGCGGGGCAAGACGUAAAUGUUGACACCGGCCCGCGCAGUGCUGUUUCGUUCAACAAUCAGAUCUCAAGAUGA
Molecule: messenger RNA, 231 nt
Organism: Sparassis crispa
Lineage: Eukaryota; Fungi; Basidiomycota; Agaricomycetes; Polyporales; Sparassidaceae
Exons: 3
Coding region: 1-231 (76 amino acids)
Source: RefSeq, a predicted model, not a curated record